CAGUCUGAGUGUGGAAGAGACGGCGCUGGAACCCAUGGACACGGCGUAUCCCCGCGAGGACCCCCGGGCCCCCACACCCAGCAAGGCCGGUGCCCACACAGCCCUCACACUGGGGGCCCCGCACCCCCCGCCUCGAGACCACCUGAUCUGGUCGGUGUUCAGCACCCUCUACCUGAACCUGUGUUGCCUCGGCUUCCUGGCACUGGCCUAUUCCAUCAAGGCCCGAGAUCAGAAGGUGGUUGGUGACCUGGAAGCGGCCCGGCGUUUUGGCUCCAAAGCCAAGUGCUACAACAUCCUGGCUGCGAUGUGGACGCUGGUGCCGCCACUGCUGCUCCUGGGGCUGGUGGUGACUGGUGCCCUGCACCUGGCCCGGCUGGCCAAGGACUCUGCCGCCUUCUUCAGCACCAAGUUUGAUGACGCGGACUAUGACUGACAGGCUGGGUCCUGAUCUGGGGCACUAGCCCCAGGACACUGACCCCAGGCUGCUGCCCCUGGGGCUCAAUACUGACUCCCCGGAGCCUGGCCCUCCUUCUGUGGGGCCUCCAUCCCUGCCCCAUCCUGAUCCUGGGGGCCCUCCAGCCCCAACAUGGGCACCUAAGGCUGAACCAGUCAGACCCCAGGGUCCUCACCCUAACCUGAGGUUUCCCGGGCCCUAACUCUGCCCCCAACCCUGCCCCUCCCUCCUCACACUCCAGGACCCUCGGUUCCAUGAUUAAAAGUGCCUGGUUCCAGAAA
This is a messenger RNA of Pongo pygmaeus (Bornean orangutan), 735 nucleotides long. It is a transcript of the gene IFITM5, whose product is annotated as interferon induced transmembrane protein 5. The transcript is spliced from 2 exons. Gene Ontology annotation, cellular component: plasma membrane. Gene Ontology annotation, biological process: bone mineralization; bone morphogenesis. Bases 35 to 433 code for a protein of 132 amino acids. The record is from RefSeq and is a predicted model, not a curated record. NCBI's taxonomy places the organism in Eukaryota, Metazoa, Chordata, Mammalia, Primates, Hominidae.